Ceutorhynchus assimilis (cabbage seed weevil) is the source of this 1579-nucleotide messenger RNA. The record is from the annotation of a GenBank genome assembly. Lineage: Eukaryota; Metazoa; Arthropoda; Insecta; Coleoptera; Curculionidae.
UCCACUCCUCGCCCCACUCAUUGCCUUAACGAAUAAACUGUUAAUUUCGACCUUUGUACCUAUGAUGAACGAUUGUUUGAAAAUACCACGUGUGAAUAGGCUAAGUUGUUUUGAACGCUUCAUACAGAUAAAUUGUGUCGAGUGUGAAAUAAAAAUGGUUAAAGCUCAACUAUAUAUUUACGCAAAGUCAUUCAAUGGGUUCCCGCAGCCUGAAGAUUUAGUACUGGUGGAGGAAGAACUACCCGCACUCAAAGAUGGAGAAUAUUUGGCUGAGGCAGUUUACUUGAGCGUAGAUCCAUACAUGCGAGGAUAUGCUGGAGCAUUAAAAAUAGGGGUACCUUUUAUUGGAGGACAAGUCGCAUUAAUCCGGGAAAGCAAAAAUCCCAAAUUCCCUGUUGGAAAAUACUGUACAGGUUCAUUUGGUUGGCGUACCCACACUAUAGCCAAUGGAGUUCCACAACAAUCUGACAGACUAAAAAUGGAUCAAUAUGUUUUGCCUGAUUUUAAAGGACUACCUCCUUCCUUAGGUUUAGGUGUACUUGGCAUGCCUGGAAACACAGCCUAUUUUGGAUUUCUCGACAUCUGCAAACCAAAACCGGAAGAAACUGUAGUGAUUACUGGUGCUGCAGGUGCCGUAGGUAGUCAUGUUGGACAAAUUGCUAAACUUAAAGGCUGCAAAGUAAUAGGUAUAGCAGGCUCUGAUGAUAAAGGCAAAUGGUUGACAAAUGAAUUAAAUUUUGAUCAUUUCAUAAAUUAUAAAACUCAAAAUGUUAAAAAAGCUUUGAGGGAAAUUGCACCAAAAGGAGUUGACUGUUACUUUGAUAACGUUGGUGGAGAAAUAAGUACCACGAUUAUAAACCAGAUGAAUCUUUUUGGUAGGAUUUCAGUGUGUGGGGCUAUUUCAGGUUAUAAUGAGACUCGCCCAACUGCUGGUGUAGUCCAAGGCAGUAUGGCCUUAAAACAAUUGAAAAUGGAAGGUUUUAUCGUAACUAGAUGGCAGGAUAGAUGGUUCGAAGGUAUAGACCAAAACCUCAAGUGGAUCCAAGAGGGAAAAAUAAAAUAUAGAGAAACUGUUACUGAUGGAUUUGAAAAUAUGUUUCAGGCGUUUACUGAUAUGCUUAAAGGUGUUAAUUAUGGAAAGGCCAUCGUGAGAGUGAAAACAUUGGUUAAAUAAUAUUUGUUGCGGGCCAAGAUUUCUUGUACGAUAUGUUUUUUACAUUUCCAAUAAAAACUUACUUCCAAAUCUUCAUAGCUUUUGAAGUAAUCAUUAUUAAUAGCAUCUACUUCCAUGUUUUUCUUUUCAAUUGCUUAGCUUAAAGGCUCAGAAAACUUGUACAAUUUGUUUAUAAAAUUGUUGCAAAAAAACUAAACAUUUACAACUUUGGUUCGGGUUGGAACUUAGGACAGAAUGAAUACACUUUUCCACUCUCCACGUGGGAUUUUCGAUGUUCGUUCGUAAUGUUUACGACGGUAUCUGUGGAGUAGAUCUUUAUAGCAUUUGUUGCUCCCUUAAGAUUUGUGGAGCAUUUGUGAAUGUUGAAUGUUGAACUUUUGUUGAUCGGUUCAGUUGGAUUGCUGG